Molecule: messenger RNA, 1327 nt
Organism: Columba livia (rock pigeon)
Lineage: Eukaryota; Metazoa; Chordata; Aves; Columbiformes; Columbidae
Exons: 11
Coding region: 504-1229 (241 amino acids)
Source: RefSeq, a predicted model, not a curated record
UCCCCCCUCAUUCAAAGAGCCAGGCAUAACACCAUAGAAGACAAUCAGGCUGGUUAGGAAGGAUUUGCCCUCAGUCAGUCUUUCCUGACUAUUACAAAUCCCCUCACCUUUUACAAGCCUGUAUACUAUUUCCAGAAAGAUUUGCCCCAUAACGAAUUCCCACAGCCUUCCAGAGAUGACUGAGAGUAUCCUUAUAACAGGAACAGCAGCUCUAAGCAACCCUGGAUGAACAUCAGGUCCCAUGGAUUGGGCCCUGUGGCACAUGGCCUGUGAGCACUUGAUGGCAUUAGUAGCCACUGGUGAAGGUGUAGAAAAGGCUGGCAUCAGGCAUGGAAUCUCCCCGCCAUGCCCACUGUUUGCAUCACAAGGGCCGGCAGCCGUGUUGCAGCACCUCCUGUGGCUGGAUGUCUGCUGGUGCUUCUGCCAUGGUAUAACAUCCCUCAGGAAGAUACCGGUUUGAGAUGUGACCUUAUCUACAGAGUGUGAAGACAGAUCUCAGUAAGAUGGUUUCCAAACCGCUUGAUGAAAACAAGCAGUCCCUCAGUGAAAACAGACAUUUCAAGAGUUUUCAGACAUCGCCUGUGCCUCCAAGGACUGAUAAGAGACAGAAAGAUGUCACAAGUUUCACUUCUGCAACGACCAAGAAAGAACUGGACUGGCAGACAGGGGAGAUUUCUUCAUUCCAUGAAUAUAAACUUCAUAAGCAUCAACAUGUUCCAUGUUUAGAGGACAUAAGUAAUUUGAAGAUGCAUGUGCAGAAGCUGGCAAGAAAGUUGGAAGAAAAAGAAAAGGAACUUUUAAAGGAAAAAAGUGAAAUAUUAGAAGAAAGAGUAUUAGUCAUACAACAGGACAAAAUUUUAGAGGACAUGCAGAUAAAAAUAAGACACUUAGAAGCUCAGCUCAAGAACCGUGAACUAAUUGGCUUAAAAAUGUCGAAGAAAUUGUGGAACCAGAUAGAACCCUUGGGAGAAGGAAGCAGUCAACAGGAGAAGGUCGACAGCUGCUGCAGCUCUUCCUCUCAGAAGACCUGGAAAUCAAUGAUCCCCUACCUAAAAAAAUUCCGUUUCUAUCUUGGGAACUUUUUGUGGCUGUUUGGCAAGAUUGUACUGCAUUCUGGCUGCUCGUGCAUAACACUGGCCUUCUUUCAAAAGUGUGGUGGUACCUGGGUAUACUGGCUACUGAACAGAAUCUCCCAGCAGUACUAUGGAUCUUGGGCAUGGCCACAUUAACCCCAGAAGUUUUUAAAGACUCCAGACUGGAUUUCUGUAGGGCUACUGUAUUGAUUCUGGGAAGACCCUGCACUUUAAAAUAAAGCAUUAACAAAUGC